AUGAAUCGGUCCCGCGCACACGAGGACACAGUCGAUAUACGGAGAUAUACAGAUGGGGAGCCAGAAGCCAAGAGACUGAGGGGAGAUGUCAUCUCGAAGAGGCCACUGCCGAGCGAGGACACCGUCCAUAUACGGGCUCAGACAGAGACGGAGCUAGAGCAGAAGCGACCAAGGAGAGAGGGUGAGGGUAUGGAAAGGGCGCAAAGAGGAGCCAGUGGGGAUUUUGGAGAAGUGGAAACAGCGAAAGGAAACCCAGUUAAUAUCGGGGAAGCCUGGGCAGAGACGGAGGGGGAUGUUGCACAACGUCGAAUUAGAUUUAGCAGGGGAGCUAUAGCAUCCCAAAAAUUGUCGUAUGUGCCUGGUAUUACCAGUCUCCAUUCCCAACUCCUUGGUCAACGGCUGAGGUUCCUCCCCGGAGGUGGGGGUCUCUGA
Molecule: messenger RNA, 432 nt
Organism: Amorphotheca resinae ATCC 22711
Lineage: Eukaryota; Fungi; Ascomycota; Leotiomycetes; Helotiales; Amorphothecaceae
Exons: 2
Coding region: 1-432 (143 amino acids)
Source: RefSeq, a predicted model, not a curated record